GGCUUCCGCCAGCGCGAGGCCGCCGGGGGCCGCUCGGCGGCGCCGGGGACAGUCGGGAGCCGCGCCCGCAGCCGCUGGCAGCGCGGCCCGAGGAGGCGGCGAUGGAGUUGGAGCCCGAGCUGAUGUUGCAGGAGGCCCGCGAGAACGUGGAGGCGGCUCAGAGUUACCGGAGAGAGUUGGGCCAGAGGCUGCAGGGGCUGCAGGAGGCGCGGAGGCAGAUCAAAGAGAGUGCAUCACAGACAAGAGAUGUCCUCAAGCAGCAUUUUAAUGAUUUAAAGGGGACUCUGGGGAAGCUCCUGGAUGAGCGAUUGGUGACCCUCUUGCAAGAGGUGGACAGCAUUGAACAGGAGACCAUUAAACCACUAGAUGACUGCCAGAAGCUCAUAGAACAUGGAGUUAACACUGCAGAGGACUUAGUCCGAGAAGGUGAGAUCGCCAUUCUUGGUGGUGUAGGAGAACAAAAUGAAAAGCUGUGGAGCUUUACCAAAAAGGCCUCUCACAUUCAGUUGGACAGCUUACCAGAAGUGCCUUUACUGGUUGACGUGCCUUGUUUAUCUGCUCAGUUGGAUGACUCAAUUCUUAACAUUGUGAAAGACCACAUUUUUAAGCAUGGAACAGUAGCAUCUCGCCCACCAGUACAGAUAGAAGAACUAAUAGAGAAACCUGGAGGCAUCAUAGUACGAUGGUGUAAGGUGGAUGACGACUUUACAGCCCAAGAUUACAGGCUCCAGUUCCGUAAAUGCACUUCUCAUCACUUUGAAGAUGUAUAUGUUGGCUCUGAAACUGAAUUCAUAGUACUGCACAUAGACCCUAAUGUCGAUUAUCAGUUUAGAGUCUGUGCACGGGGAGAUGGCCGGCAGGAGUGGAGUCCCUGGAGCGUCCCGCAGAUAGGUCAUUCCACACUGGUGCCUCAUGAAUGGACAGCUGGCUUUGAAGGGUAUAGUCUGAGCAGUCGAAGAAAUAUAGCGCUCCGGAAUGAUUCGGAAUCAUCAGGUGUCCUCUACUCCAGCGCUCCGACGUAUUUCUGCGGGCAGACAUUAACUUUCAAAGUUGAAACUGUGGGACAAGCAGACAGAAGAGACAGUAUAGGAGUCUGUGCAGAGAAACAGAAUGGAUGUGACUCUCUGCAGCGGGAUCAAGCAGUAUGCAUUAGUACAAAUGGUGCAGUUUUUGUGAAUGGAAAAGAGAUGACUAAUCAGUUGCCUGCAGUUACUUCUGGAUCCACUGUCACAUUUGACAUUGAAGCUGUUACCCUCGGAUCCACCAAUAAUAACGAAGGCGGAAACUUCAAACUUCGAGUAACUAUUAGCUCAAGUAACAGAGAAGUGGUUUUUGAUUGGUUGUUAGAUCAAUCUUGUGGUUCUCUUUACUUUGGAUGCUCAUUUUUCUAUCCUGGAUGGAAAGUGUUGGUGUUCUAAAUUUUUGGCUGGCUGGCUGGCUCUAGUUUGUAGGGUUUUUGUUUAGCUCUCCUCCACCCAGUUUAGUUGUAAUUGAUUUAAAAAUCAUGAAAUUCAUCUCUCAGUUAAGCCAUCAGAAAUGGAAUAUGCUUACUAGAUUUAUUUUGAAAUAUUAUAAUAAUAAGAGGCUUGAAUAUUGUGGACAAAACCAUAAAUUGUCUAUUUUUUCUUUUAGCAUAAAUUAAUUGAAACAUGACAUUACAAUACAAAACAAUUUGACUUUAAAAGUGUGAAAAACUAUUGUAAGGCUUAUACCCUUUUUAAACUUAUUAGGACUAAAAACAUAGUAGUAUUUUAUUAAAUAAAUCUCCAUCUAUUAAGGAAAAAGCCAUGUAAGACUUUAGAAUAAAAUAACAGGAAUAGACCAGAUAGAAGCCAGAGUUCUGUAAUAUACAUUGACUUAUUUGAUCUCCGCAUUGAGCGUGGAAUAUGCUCUCUGUAUUCAGGUAUUUGUAAACAGUGUUGGAUUUUUAUCUCAUGUUCAGUAAUCUUUAAAUCUCAAAACAUAAUUUUGGCAUUUUUAAAAAUUACUGAACAAAUGUCUACAAUAGGCAAAGUACUUUCUGUUCUUGCAAUUCAAUUCACAAUAGCUAGAGUAUUUUUACAGGGUAAAACUACUUCCGGAAGUAGUAUGUGCAACAGUGUUAACCACUGCACUUGUAUGUAAUAUGCACAUGUGCAUAUCCUGCCUCAGUGAUAUGCACAUUGCUCUUCAUAGGGUAUGAGUUGCAGUCCAGUUUAAUAUAUGUUUUAUAAAUGGUCUCUUGGUGGACCAAACAAAUAUAGGGUGAAUACUUGACCUAUUUUUGGGAAAUAAAUUUGUUUAAAAUAUUUAUUUGAAGGAAGGCCUUACUGAGUAUGUGAAAAUGAUCAUCUUAACUUGCUAUACCAGCCUACAGAUUUUUUUUUUCCUAAUGUGAAUUUCUUUUUCAUUUUUACUAGUCGAAAAGUGGAAAAGCAAGUUGGAUAUUUUUGUAAAAUAAUUUAUUUGGGGGUUCAAAUUCCCCGUUGGACAAUCCUGACUUUCUUCUCUUUUCAGUAGGUGUCUUUUUUUUUUUUUAAAGUAGAUGUCUUUCACUUGUUGAUUGUGUUGAUGUGCUAGAAUGUAGGUGCCCUGUCUACCCCUAUCUGAAACAAAAUAAAAAGCUGAAAAGUGA
Talpa occidentalis (Iberian mole) is the source of this 2614-nucleotide messenger RNA. It is a transcript of the gene CRLF3, whose product is annotated as cytokine receptor like factor 3. NCBI's taxonomy places the organism in Eukaryota, Metazoa, Chordata, Mammalia, Eulipotyphla, Talpidae. Gene Ontology annotation, molecular function: protein binding. The record is from RefSeq and is a predicted model, not a curated record. Bases 102 to 1418 code for a protein of 438 amino acids. The transcript has 8 exons.